AUGGGUUUUGAUAUCAUCCGUUUUGUUGGCGAAGUAGAUGAAGAGCUUCUCUGCCCCAUAUGUACUGGAGUGCUACAGGACCCAGUCCAAGCACCAGCAUGCGAACACGCAUUCUGCAAAGGUUGUAUACUUGAAUGGCUGCUAAGACAGUCUACAUGUCCAGUAGACAGACUUUCCGUCAAUGUUCUUCAGUUGCGACCGGUGCCACGAAUCCUAAAAAAUCUACUGAAUAGAUUGUAUAUUGUUUGUGAAAAUUCAAAUUAUGGAUGUCAAAGUGUUGUAAAACUAGAUACUCUAGACUCUCAUCUAUCUGAAUGUGAAUAUAAUCCUAAAAGACCAUUUCCUUGUGAACAAGGAUGCGGUUUAAUCAUACCAAAAGAUGAGCAUAAGGAUCAUAACUGUGUGAAAGAAUUACGAGAAUUAGUACAAAAACAACAACAGAAAAUAAAUGAAAUGCAUCAAGAUAUGGCUACAUACAGGUAUGAAAUGACUGGAAUCAAAGAUGAAAUGAGAAUUUUAAAGGUAAAAUGUUUAUUUCCAUUACAUUAUACAUAA
Messenger RNA from Macrosiphum euphorbiae (potato aphid), 555 nucleotides. Lineage: Eukaryota; Metazoa; Arthropoda; Insecta; Hemiptera; Aphididae. The record is from the annotation of a GenBank genome assembly.